Salvia miltiorrhiza (redroot sage) is the source of this 3978-nucleotide messenger RNA. RefSeq lists its product as uncharacterized. NCBI's taxonomy places the organism in Eukaryota, Viridiplantae, Streptophyta, Magnoliopsida, Lamiales, Lamiaceae. The coding region runs from base 207 to 872 and encodes 221 amino acids. The record is from RefSeq and is a predicted model, not a curated record. The transcript has 3 exons.
GAAAUCUGCAUGAUUAAAGCAUCCCACGUCGGCUACAGCUAAAACUCUCACAACAAGAAACUAAAAAAAGAGAGGCUAUCUUGAGCAAAACUCAACUACUACAUAGCAUGGCAACGCAACUUAAAAGUAAACAACCCCACGAAAUCUAAGUCGUCGUAUUAUUUCCAAGAACCCAAUACAAACACGAGAGCCAAAAAAAGUGCAUAAUGGUGCAGUGGAAGAAAGAGUACUUAGAUCUCAUAUUAGUUCCAUGCGGUUUGCUCCUUAUGUUGGGAUAUCAUCUCGUCCUCGUCUAUCGCUACCUCAAAUGCCCUCAAAACACCAUCAUCGGCUACGAGAAUCACAACAAGAGAGCUUGGGUUAGAAAAAUGUUUCAGAUCAAAAUCGAGGACAGGGGGCCUGCAAUAUCGGUGCUGAGCAGCAACGCGAGUGCAGCGACGUCCCUGGCAUCGAUUUCGUUGGUUCUGAGCUCCCUGAUAGGGGCGUGGAUCGGGAGCUCGUCGGUGAAUCUGUUCACCAGCAGAUAUAUCUACGGCAGCAGGCACCCGUCCUUGGUUUACGUCAAGUACAUAUCUCUGCUUUUCUGCUUUCUGGUGGCGUUCGGCUGCUUCAUUCAGACGGCGAGGUACUUCGUGCACGCCAACUUCCUCAUCAGCAUGCCCGACAACGACAUUCCGGUACACUGCGUUGAGAAUGAAGUGAUCCGAGGGAGCAAUUUCUGGCUCAUGGGCCUCAGGUCAAUCUACUUCGCCACCAAUCUGCUGCUGUGGAUAUUCGGCCCCAUCCCGAUGUUCGCUUGCUCGAUCGCCAUGGUGCUGGUGUUGCUCACUCUUGACAUCAACACUACCCCUUUGCAUCACUAUAAGCAAUGAAGCUACUUGCCUUAAUUUAGCCGGAGACCGGCAGGCUGUCAACUGGGAAGAAGCCUAUAUUCUAUGGCUGAUCUAAUGUAAAAAGUUUAAUUUCCAGAUUAAUUUACUGUAUUGGUUGGAAUUGUUGUGGAUUAGUACAGAGGCAAUGAGUUGUUCAGAGGUUUAUUCUUAGGCUGCGUUUAUUUUGAUGGAUAAAUUUAUCCAUUGAAAAUGAUGGAUAACAUAAAUUUAUGCCUUUAAAUGUCUUUUCUUUUUUCAACAUUUGACACAAAAAGAUAUGCUCACCAUUUUUCCUUCCUUAUUUUCACUUCAAAGAUGGAUAAUAUUAUCACACCAAAAAUGGAGGGAUAAUAUUAUCCAUCCUUGAAGUGAAAAUAAGGAAGGAAAAAUGGUGAACAUCUCUUUUUAUGUCAAAUGUUGAAAAAGAAAUGAGACAUUUAAAGGCAUAAAUUUGUGUUAUUCAUCAUUUUUCAUGGAAAAAUUUAUUCAUUAAAGUAAACGCAGCCUUAUUGAUAUUGAAUACGUCGCUUGAGUUUGGUGGCUUUCUGUUUUUAUUUAAUCUAUUUUCAAACUUAUAGUAAUGAUUUUUCUAUUGAAAACUCUGGACUAGCAUAAGACGUGACAGAUUAUGCUGAUUCCGCUGCCCAUCGCCGUUCUAUUUAAGUCGAUUAUCCUGAAUAAUAUAAUGUCCUUGAAUGAUUUCUGGAAAGUCAAGCUACAUUUGAACGAGAAUAGAGGAUGGUUGAACGUUUACAUCGGGUGUGAUAUAGCAUGUAUAAAUAAAGGGGGCAUUGUAUUUUGUGGAUAUGAUAAAUAAGAUUGAUAGAACAUACUCCAUCCGGACCAUCCGUCCCAUUUGAAAUGUCUAAUUUUUUAUUUUGGAUUGUCCCAUUUGAAAUGACUCAAUCCAUAAAUAUAUAUAAAAAAAUUAUCCUAAUUCUGGAUAGUCUCAUUUAAAUUGUCUUAUUUUACACAUUUAUAACACAAUUUUUAAUCUUUGUGCCCAUUUUUUUGUGACAUUUCAAAUGGGGCCCAAGGAGUAUUAUUUAAUUUUGUGUUUGAAUUGAUUUAUUGUGGUCUAAAGAUAAAUUAAAGAAUUGUGACUAAAAUAUAGAGAGAGAGCUACAAUAAAUAUUAGGAUUCCUUUUCUAUAAUCAUUCAAAAAUACAAAAAGCUGAGAACAAACAAUUAAAACCAAUAAUAAUUAUAGUGAGAGUAUUUUUAAUUUUGAGACCUUAAAUACAACCUGAGUUGUCCAUCACAUACCAAAUCAUACAAACUAAAUCCUUGAUUAAAUAGAAUUAUUUUAUCAAUCAUACAUAACCAUUCAAACCAAACGUCUCCAAAUAGUAUAAUAUAAGUUAAUCUACUACAUACUUUGAUAGACCGAAGUCUACAAUAUAUGUUCAUCUAUCGCAUACUUUGAUUGGUUGAACUAUUAGAACUUAUUAGAUCAAGUAAUUCUCCAAAUAUUCAAUCCUAUGUUUUAAAAAUAUUAAUCUAUCACCAAGAAUGACGCUUCCCCAAAGGAAAAGGAAGAAAGGGUAAUGACACUCUGGAAACCUCUGGUGCCAAAGUCAAGUCUAAUCUUUUGGCUAUAAUACAAGCUACGGGUUUGGCUGCAUCUCAUGUAAGCAAACUCUUUUUUAUGUUAAACAUGCUUAAAAAGAUCCACUUGCCAAAAGUCAAAGAUUUUAAAAAUAGAGUAGUUUACCCCCAUAACUAUCUAGCCAAGUAAUUUAAAUCCUAGAAUUAAUUAGGAUUUGAAUGGAUGGGACAUGUACACUUAAUUUACUAAUAUUACACCAAUCUUUUCAAGGACUGUAAUAAAAAAGAGCAGGCGAUUUUCGCAGCAAUUACCUCACUGAUAGUAACAUUCACUUUACUUAAUGCAAUGGCGUGGCCGUCGACGGAAUACUUCUAGACGAUACCAAGCCACCUUAAUCUAACCUAACCAAUAUAUUAAGUAACUUAUAUAGGCAACCAUUAAUCUCUACGAAAUCAUAAAUGAAGGAUCAAAAACUAUAUUCAUCUAGGAGUAGGAGCUUUAGAAAUGGGGCCGACAUGGAAGAAAGAAUACUUGGAUUUUGUUCUAGUCCCAGGCGGUUUACUAGUCAUGCUCGGAUACCAUCUGUUUCAUCUCCACAGAUGUAUUAAUCGGGCCGAGACCACGGUCGUUGGAUACGAAAACUACAACAGGAGAGUUUGGGUAUCAAGAGUGUUGGAGGUUGAAGUAAAGGAUAGAGAUCAAGCACUUACAGUGAUGGGGAACUACUUAUCUGCAGCAAUGUCUCUGGCCUCCAUCGCCCUUGCUCUCAGCUCGUUUAUCGGGGCAUGGAUUGGAAGCACAUACCAUGGUGAAGUCUUGGGCGCAAGAGUCUAUGGCAAUACGAGUUCAACCAUGGUUUACAUUAAAUACGUGGCAAUUCUCUCCAGCUUCAUGAUUGCCUUUGCCUGCUUUGUUCACGCAGCAACGAGCUUCCUUCAUGCUGGUUUCCUCAUAAGUUUGCCCAACUGCGUAAUGCCUCCGGGCAAUGUUGAGAGUGCAGUCAUAACAGGAAGUAAUUUCUGGGUGGUGGGACUCCGAUCACUCUAUUUAGCCACCAAUUUGCUGCUGUGGAUUUUUGGUCCGAUUCCGAUGUUUGUUAGCUCGGUCAUCACAGUGGUGCUUCUACAGUACUUAGAUAGGAACUCAAUCCCAUUUCCUCAGUAUGAUCGACCACAGAGUUAUGACUCUUUCAAGAAGAUCGAUGAUCGUGAAGAAUCAGGGGACAGUCUAAACGGGACAUCGAGUCUCCUACCCACGCCCCUUCGGACAUGAGUAUGAACAUUUGAUAAUGAGAUUCCAUAAGCUGAAUGCAUGCUACUAUGAUAAAGAUUCUCUCCUAUUUUCUUGUUCUAUGACAGAUGUACUACUGCCUUCAUAUUAAAACUUCUUGUAAGUAUAUAGUUGAACAAAAAGGAAAUGACAAUAAAAAUACAAAAAAUGUCAUAUAAAUAAUAGAGAAGUUUGUAAUUCUAAAAGAAGGGAGUUGGUGAUUCUUCUGUAAUGUGAAGGCUAUAUGACUUUUCAUAUACAAAUAGAAGAAACAAACCUGUCCACAUA